This is a messenger RNA of Closterium sp. NIES-67, 4533 nucleotides long. Lineage: Eukaryota; Viridiplantae; Streptophyta; Zygnematophyceae; Desmidiales; Closteriaceae. The record is from the annotation of a GenBank genome assembly.
CAACAAAGGGAACUCUUACAGGUCGGAUUACCACCCUGAUAGAAAUCCAGUGGAGGCCUGAAAUGACUGAGAUCUAAGCUUGUCCAGUUGAAUCCUUCAGCAGUCGGUCUUAGCUUAGGUCUGCCCAGUCGUCGAUCUAUCAAGGCGGCACAGCUUCUCUUUAAUCUGCUGUGAUUUUAGCGGCACAGGGCCUACAGGGCCGAUCAGGGUCCCGAAAUGUUGACUAAAUUUGAGACUAAGAGCAAUCGAGUCAAGGGGUUGUCUUUUCAUCCCCGUCGGCCAUGGAUCCUGGCGAGUUUGCACAGCGGUGUGAUUCAACUAUGGGACUACCGGAUGGGGACGCUGAUUGACAGAUUCGACGAGCAUGAUGGUCCCGUUCGCGGAGUCCAUUUCCACAAGACUCAACCGCUUUUCGUUUCAGGAGGCGACGACUACAAGAUUAAAGUGUGGAACUACAAGACCCGCCGGUGCCUCUUCACGCUGCUGGGCCACCUGGACUACAUCCGCACCGUCCAAUUCCACCAGGAGUACCCCUGGAUCGUGAGCGCCAGCGACGACCAGACCAUCCGCAUCUGGAACUGGCAGUCGCGCAACUGCAUCUCCGUGCUCACUGGCCACAACCACUACGUCAUGUGCGCCGCUUUCCACCCCAAGGAGGAUCUCGUGGUGUCCGCGUCGCUGGACCAGACCGUCCGCGUGUGGGACAUCGGCGCGCUGCGCAAGAAGACGGUCGCGCCGUCGGAGGACGUGGUGCGGCUGCCGCAGAUGAACUCCGAUCUGUUCGGCGGCGGGGACGCGGUGGUGAAGCACGUGCUGGAGGGGCACGACCGCGGCGUCAACUGGGCGGCCUUCCACCCCUCGCUGCCGCUCAUCGUCUCCGGCGCUGACGACCGCCAAGUGAAGCUCUGGCGCAUGAACGACACGAAGGCGUGGGAGGUGGACACUCUGCGCGGGCACGUGAACAACGUGUCGUGCGUGCUCUUCCACGCGCGCCAGGACAUCAUCGUCUCCAACUCCGAGGACAAGAGCAUCCGCGUGUGGGACAUGUCCAAGCGCACCAGCGCGCAGUCCUUCCGGCGCGAGCACGACCGCUUCUGGAUCCUCGCCGCGCACCCGGAAAUGAACCUCCUGGCGGCGGGCCACGACAGCGGCAUGAUCGUCUUCAAGCUGGAGCGCGAGCGCCCCGCGUACGCCGUCCACGGCAACAUCCUGUACUACGUCAAGGACCGCUACAUCCGCACGUACGAGUUUGGCUCUGGCCGCGACAACCCUCUCAUCUCCAUCCGCCGCCCGGGGACCACGGGCAGCAACCAGGGCCCCCGCGCGCUGUCUUACAACCCGGCUGAGAAUUCCGUGCUGAUCUGCUCGGAUGCUGAUGGCGGCAGCUACGAGCUGUACACCGUUCCCAAGGACGUUGGCCGCGGUGGCGGCGCUGCUGAAGCCCCGGAGGCGAAGCGGGGCGCGGGCACGUCUGCGGUGUUUGUGGCGCGCAACCGCUUCGCCGUGCUGGACAAGAGCCACGACCAGAUCGUGAUCAAGAACCUGCGCAACGAGGUCACCAAGAAGUGCCCGCCGCCCGUCGCCUCCACGGACGCCAUCUUUUACGCUGGCACCGGGUCACUGCUGUGCCGUUCCGACGACAAGGUGGUUCUGUUCGACGUGCAGCAGCGCGCGGCGAUCGCUGAGCUGACGACUCCCUUUGUGAAGUACGUGGUGUGGUCGUCUGACAUGAACCACGUGGCGCUGCUGUCCAAGCACGCCAUCAUCAUCGCCAACAAGAGGCUCGCGCACCGCUGCACGGUCCACGAGACGAUCCGCGUGAAGAGCGGAGGGUGGGACGACUCGGGCGUGUUCAUCUACACGACGCUGAACCACCUCAAGUACUGCCUGCCCAACGGCGACAGCGGCAUCAUCCGUACCCUCGACGUCCCCGUGUACAUCACCAAGGUGGAGGCAGGCGCUGUUUACUGCCUGGACCGCGACGGCAAGAUGCGCGUGGUGCAGAUAGACUCCACCGAGUACAUGUUCAAGCUGGCACUGAUCCAGCGCAAGUACGACCAGGUGCUCGCCAUGAUCCGCAGCUUCCAGCUGUGCGGCCAGAGCAUCAUCGCGUACCUGCAGCAGAAGGGCUUCCCGGACGUGGCCCUGCACUUCGUCAAGGACGAGCGCACGCGCUUCAACCUGGCUAUUGAGUGCGGGAACAUUGAGGUGGCGCUGGCGUCCGCGCACGAGAUCGACCACAAGGACACGUGGUACCGCCUGGGCGUGGAGGCCCUGCGCCAGGGGAACCACCAGAUUGUGGAGUUCUCGUACCAGAAGACCAAGAACUUUGAGCGCCUGUCGUUCCUGUACCUGAUUACUGGGAACCUGGAGAAGCUGGGCAAGAUGCUCAAGAUCGCCGAGAUGCGGAAUGACGUCAUGGGGCGCUUCCACAACGCGCUGUACCUGGGGGAUGUGGAGGAGCGGGUGAAGAUCCUGGAGGAGUCGGGGCACGCCCCGCUGGCGUACGUCACUGCGGCAGUGCACGGGUUAGAGGAGACUGCUGCUCGCUUGGCUGAGGAGCUGGGCGACCGCGUGCCUCCGCUCCCUGCUGACGGCACUACGAAGCUGCUGCUGCCGCCCACGCCCAUCCUGCGCCAGGACAACUGGCCGCUGCUGAAUGUUAGCAAGGGCAUCAUGUGGGACUUUGGGGAUGCUGGCGCCGCUGCUGCUGCUGCUGCGGACGAGGAGGUGGGAGCGGGCUGGGGCGACGUGGAUAUUCCCGAUGUGGGUGGGGAAGGAGAGGAGGGAGAGGGGGAGGAGGGCGAGGGAGAGAAGGAGGAGCGCGAUGGGGAGGGAGAGGACGACGAGGACGGAUGGGGAGGCAUCGAUGUGGACAUUCCGGACGAUGGGGGGGCAGGCGAUGUGGGCUCCGCUGCAGAUGCCAGCUUCUUCGUUGCGCCCAGCCCUGGCAUCCCCGUCACGCAGAAGUGGGCCCAGAAGACGCCGCUCGCUGGAGAGCUUGCAGCAGCAGGCGCAUUUGAUGGCGCCAUGCGCCAGCUCAGCCGCCAGCUGGGCAUCAAGAACUUCGCUCCCCUGCGCCAGGGAAUGCUGGACCUCGCCCUUGCUAGCCAGACCUCCCUCCCAGCCCUCCCCUCCGUCCCUGCCGUUGCCCUGGGGAUGGAAGCCGGGUGGACGGAAAACUCUCCUCCGAAUGUGUGGGCGCACCCGUCCAUGGCGUUCCGCCUGAGUGCUCUGGACGAGAAGCUGAACGCUGCCUACAAGAUGACCACGGAGGGCAAGUUCACGGAUGCGCUGCGCCUGUUCUUGAACAUUCUGCAGACGAUUCCGCUGCUGGUGGUGGAGACGCGCAAGGAGGUGGACGAGGUGAAGGAGCUGCUGGGUAUCUCCAAGGAGUACACGCUCGCACUGCGCAUCGAGCUCAAGAGGAAGGAGACCCGUGACAACCCCAUUCGCCAGGCCGAGCUGGCAGCCUACUUCACACACUGCAAGCUGCAACCCGCCCACCUGAAGCUCAGUCUCCAGGCGGCCAUGGCAGCAGGCUUCAAGCUGAAGCUCUUCGCCACGACUGCCAGCAUCUGCCGCCGGCUGCUGGAGCUGAACCCCACUGCGGGCGUGGCCACCAAGGUGCGCAAGAUCCUGGCGGAGUGCGAGAAGACCCCCCGCGACGAGCAGCAGCUCAACUACGAUCCCCGCAACCCCUUUGUGGUGUGCGGGUCCACGUUCGUGCCCAUCUACCGCGGCAGCAGAGACUCCUUCUGCCCCUACUGCGGGGCGCGCUUCGUGCCGGAGAUGGCUGGGUCGGUGUGCGCGGUGUGUGACCUGGCAGUGGUGGGCGCGGAUGCGUCGGGGCUGGUGUGCUCCAUGAGCCAGAUCCGAUGAGCGGGCCCUUGCUGUGCGGUGCUGUCGGUGUGGGUGGAUUGGAGGAGCAGGGGGCGUGGCUGGUAGUGAUGGUGCGAGUUGUGCCUUGGACCUAGGCUGGCCGACUGGCAGUGCUGUGCUGUUUUUGUCAGGUCUGGUGGUACUGCUGUUGCUUGCACGUUGCUGCUGGUACUGUCUUCUCCCUAAACCGCUGCAUCUGGUCUGGUGGUCCCCCUUUUCCCUCUCCAUCCCAACUCGGCUUCCUAUCCCCCCUUUCCAUGCCCCAGCCUCAUCUUUCUGUGACCUUUCUCUCUCCCCCCACUGAGCCAUGUUGCUGUCCGUGCCUCUUGCAUGGGGUAGCUGUUGCUGCCACUAUAUACGGUCUCAUACCAUGCUGUCUUGUAGGUACGAUUUGACACUGGGCAAGGAUAUCAUCUUUUGUUAACUGUUUUCUAGAGUGUUGUGUGCAAACGAAAGAAAAUGUGCACCAGAUGAGAGCUGAGGGCGUGUCCUCAGAGGAUGCCCGAACUGUGAGUAAGGGGAGUAGCGUUUCAAUAGGAUGGGAUAACUCCGCGAACCGGUUACUACCGAGCAGGGCCCUAGAUUGGUUUUGAGGCUUCCUGAUCCAUCAGGAUUCUCCCUUCAAAAAAUUCUGAAUUUUCAGGGUCCCCC